Molecule: messenger RNA, 2067 nt
Organism: Penicillium expansum
Lineage: Eukaryota; Fungi; Ascomycota; Eurotiomycetes; Eurotiales; Aspergillaceae
Gene: helA
Product: putative DEAD box RNA helicase HelA
Exons: 2
Coding region: 1-2067 (688 amino acids)
Cellular component (GO): mitochondrion
Molecular function (GO): nucleic acid binding; ATP binding
Source: RefSeq, a predicted model, not a curated record
AUGCUUGGAACAGUUCGCCGAUUUGGCGUUUCACACGCGCUGCGCGCUACUUCGUCUCGCUCAAUCUCAGCACGCUUGGCUCAGUUGCCGAAAUGGCAGAUUCCUUCGAACCUUUCAUCUCUUGCUGCAACCAGAUCGCUUCAUUCCUCUUACCCCAGGCUGUCUGCAGCUACUGCGGAGGCAAUCGUUGAAGAGACUGAAUCCUCCAAGCCUGCGAUACUCACAGAGUUUUCCGACCUGGCGGCGGAGAAUCUCAUUCACAACAAGAUUAUCAAGAACAUCAUUCAACCUGACCGGAUGAACCUUAAGACUAUGACUGAGGUGCAGUCUCUUACUCUUAACGAAAUUGUCAAGGGUGAUGAUAUCCUCGCCCAGGCAAAAACAGGAACCGGCAAGACGCUUGCUUUCCUUGUACCCACCCUUCAGAACAUUUUGAAUGACCCCACUGUCGAUGUGUCCAAGGUUGGCCGCCGCUCAGCUAGAACUGCUCCUUCAGAAAUCCGUGCUCUCAUUAUCUCCCCUACCCGCGAACUCGCGGAACAGAUCGCAGUUGAGGCUAAAAAGGUUGCGUUUGGCACUGGUCUUAUUGUUCAGACUGCUGUUGGCGGUACGCAAAAGCGUGCCGGUCUUGCCAAGAUUCAACAGGAGGGAUGCCAUCUGCUGAUCGGUACCCCGGGACGUCUCAAGGACAUCCUCUCGGACCCAUGGACUGGUGUCUCUGCCCCCAAGCUGAACACUCUGAUCCUCGAUGAGGCGGACCGCCUGCUGGACCAGGGUUUCGCUCCUGAUGUUGAAGAGAUCCAAUCAAUGCUUCCCGACCCCACAAAGGUGGACCGCCAGACACUCAUGUUCUCGGCCACCGUUCCCAGAGAAGUUAUGCAGAUGGUUCGUCAGACCCUGAAGCCAAACUUCAAACACGUCAACACAGUUCGUGAAGAUGAAGUCCCCACCCACCACAGGGUGCCUCAGAAGCUUGUCUACACACGCGGUCUUGAAAACAGCCUGCCCGCCCUCCUCGAGCUCGCUCAGAAUUGGCAAACACGUCGGGAUAAUGGCGAGCAGCUGCGACCUUUCAAGGCCAUCGCCUACUUUAACUCCACUGCUGAGACCAAGGUUUCCGCUGAUGCCUUUAAUGCCAUUGCUCGCUCUUCGGAGUUCCGCCAGUCUUCUAUGGGCAACAUGAGAAUGCUCGAGAUUAACUCGCGUCUCACACAAGCGCUCCGCACUCGCAGCGCAGACAACUUCCGCAAGGCUCGUGAGGGCAUCUUGUUCUCCUCAGAUGUGACUGCUCGUGGUAUGGAUUUCCCGGAUGUCACCCACGUCGUCCAAAUUGGUGUCCCACGGGAUCGUGAGACCUAUAUCCACCGUCUCGGCCGCACAGCCCGUGCUGGCAAGGAAGGUGAAGGCUGGCUGUUCAUGCACCGGGCCGAACAAGAUGUCUACAGAAAGCGCUUGGGCCGUCUCCCAUUGAACGUGGACACAGCUUUGCAAUCCGCCGAUGCGGAUCUCUCCCAGACUUUCUCCAACGACACAGAAGUUGGCAAGAUUGUCAACAAGAUUAGCGAGGGUCUGGCCCAGUGUGACGGUGCUACCAAGGUCAAGUCAUACAUGGGCCAACUCGGUACCACCACUGGAAACUUCAACAGCAAGAGAGAGGCCAUCCAGGCACUCAACCAAAUGUUUACCGUGGGAUACAACAUGCAAACCCUCCCAGAGCUCAGCCCCAGAUUGAUGCAGCAAAUGGGUCUCAACCGAAUUGACGGUGUCAGCGCGGGUGAUGGCACCCGCCAGCGACGCGAGGGCGGCUUCUCCCGCGGUGGUGACCGUGGAAGCCGUGGUGGCUUUUCUCGCGGUGGCGACCGUGGUGAGCGCAGUGGUUUCUCUCGCGGCGGUGACCGUGGCGGUUUCUCCCGUGGUGGUGACCGUGGCGAGCGCGGUGGUUUCUCCCGCGGUGGUGACCGUGGCGGCUUCUCCCGUGGCGGCGAUCGUGGUGACCGUGGUGACCGCUCGUCUCGUCCUCGCCGCUCUUUGGAUGAUUCCUUCGGCCAGGACUCUUUCCGGUUUUAA